Molecule: messenger RNA, 2571 nt
Organism: Colletotrichum acutatum
Lineage: Eukaryota; Fungi; Ascomycota; Sordariomycetes; Glomerellales; Glomerellaceae
Product: nucleotide-sugar transporter-domain-containing protein
Exons: 3
Coding region: 291-2420 (709 amino acids)
Biological process (GO): pyrimidine nucleotide-sugar transmembrane transport
Cellular component (GO): Golgi membrane
Molecular function (GO): pyrimidine nucleotide-sugar transmembrane transporter activity
Source: RefSeq, a predicted model, not a curated record
GAGAGAAGCAGCUUGGAUGAGAAGCGGGAAGAGGAGGGAUUGAACGGCAGUGCCAGCUCGUCCAGCACGGGCAACAUUGUUGAGAGAAACAAUGGUCCGCUCCCGCCGCUCGAUGUGAGGACAUAUUGGAGCUACGUCCGAGGAGAGGUUACCAGAGAUGUGCGAUAUGGCUUUUGCAACUUGGCGCUCUUCUACGUGCUCAUCAACAACUCAGUAUGUCAUUGCUCUACCGCAUGCUGCGUGAUCGUGUUCAUUGCGACUAAUUUCUCCAGAUCUUCGUCAGCUACAAAAUGGCUGACCCCGGUACGAUUCAACUCACCAAGAGCGGUGUUACCUUCAUCACCGCCCUGGUCAUGAUUGCGACUUUGAACACCAAGAUCUCCAAGAUCCAGUGGAUUGCCAUUCUCAUGCAGAUUUGCGGUUUGAUGGUGACCCAGUACAACCCCACGACGGGCACGACCUACCCGUUCAGCACCUACUUCAUCCUACUGUUCCAGGUCUUCCUGAGUGCCUCAUCAGGCGUGUACAACCAGGCCCUGCUCAAGACCGAUGACUCAAGCUUGCACGCCGACAACAUGAUCCUUUACGGCGCAGGUGCUGCGAUGAACUUGUUGUGCCACUUGGUCAUCAAGACGUUGAAGGCCGAUGAGCCGGGAUUCUUUGAGGGUUAUACCAGCUUCGGCGCCAUCAUGGUUAUUGUGAGCAAUGUCUUCAUCGGUCUUGCCAUUACCGCUGUAUACAAAUACGCCGACGCCGUCAUCAAGUGCUUCGCCACGGCUGUUGCGACUGGUAUUCUCCUCUACGUUUCACCCAUCCUGUUCGGCACCUCGCUCAGCUUCCUCGUACUGCCUGGUACCGUCGUCGUUUUUGUUGCAUCAUGGCUCUACAUGGACAACCCGCCUCCCAAGGACCCCAAUGCUACCGCGACCAAUGAGCCUCAGAAGAUGUCGUUGUUCGCCAAGAUGGCAGCUGUCGCGAGGAAGUUCAACAAGAUCUUCCUCGCCGUAGCGACAUUCAUCACCGUCGUGAUCGUGGCGUUCCUCACCAUGUCCGAGGCCAAGAUGCCCGAUUUCGCCAAGGAGGGAGCAUCUGCUCCGUCUGCGCCGUCUGGGCCGAAGCCUGUCACCGGCGGCGAGAGCAAGAUCGAGUCGCCAUUCAAGAACACGAUGGCCAUGAUUCGGUGGAACUCUGCCCGUCCGGAGCGCGUCCCGAUGUUGCAGAAGUACGAGCCGUUCUUCCACACCGUGCACAUUUCCAUGCCCAACAUGUUCAAGGAGGAGGAUCCCGAGUUCCACAACCUUACCCACGAUCAAUUCCCGGGAACCUUCACCGUCUACAAGCAAGUGUCUCGUACUAUGAAGCUCAUCCUCGACACCCAACCUGAGAUCGACGGUUUGAUGUACUACCACUUCGAUGCCUGGAUUGACCCUCUUGGCUGGACGGGUAUGAACCCAUACAACAUCCACUUCCCCGCCAUCAUCGACACCGCCCCGCCGUCCCACGGUGGACCCGAGUACAUGUGCCUUACCGAUACCAAGAACUACAACUGGUGGGGAUGGGGCCAGGACUUCCACCGCACCGCCAUGGCCGCGGCUGCCGUCGUUGACAACUUUGACCUCGAGUACAAGAUCAGACGUGACGAGUGGUGUGUUGGCUGGAGUGAUAUUUACUACAUUCCGAGACGCUUCUUCGCCGAUUACAUCUUCCUUUCCGAAAUCUUCGCUGGUUUUGGAGUUUUCCACGAGGUGGCAAUUCCCACAAUUGUCCGUAUCAUCGACCAGAGUCGCCGCCGCAACCCUUACCGGUCUAUCAUUGAUCACAUCAGUGACUGCUGGGGCCACUGCUGCAGCUCCAACCCCAAGAUCCGCGAUGUUCUUGGUGCCCGCUGCGGCCACCGUCUCAACUACUUGGAGGAGGCACCUACUAAGGCAUUUUACGACAAGCUUGAUGCUCAGGCAUCGAUUCUCGGCCACCCUCUCAACUCGACCAGGUAUGCCAUGUCCAGCGCUGAUGCCGCCCACCUAUUCGACAGCGCAGCCCUGGCGAGCAUCAACAACGGCGAAGCCAAGAAGGUCAAGCCGAUUAACGAUGAUGCUCUGGAGGACGAUCAACGGGCGGACAAGCUGGCGGCCGACAAGUCCAGCGAAGAGAAGGAUAAGCUGAAAUCCGAGCACGCUCCCGUUGAUAAAACGGAGAUGCCCGGUAAUCCCAAGGCCGACCCUAGCAAGAUUGCUACACCCAAAGAAAACAAGGAGGUGCCAAAGAAGGAGGAACAUAAAGAGGAGCACAAGGACGAGAAGAAGGAAGGUGACAAGAAGGUCGAUCCGAAUGACGCCCUCAGGGAAGCAGAUCGGGAGGCGGACGUCAAGCGGAUGCUACGACGUGAAGUUGUGGCCGCUGUUGCCGGACUCGGUUAUUAACCUCAUAUACCCUUACAUUUCUUUCCUUUCCUGUAUUCUUUCUUGUAACCCCCCUCGACGAUACUCUGUUCGACGAUGCCAAAGCAACCUGAGGAAGACUUUGAGCAACGAAUCGAACGGCCUGAUCUAGGUUGGGCCACUACCAGAGGGG